CAAUAAUAAUCUAUGACGAUCUGGAAUUUCAACGCGACGCCGACUCCGAACGCGGGAACCAAUUUCACGUGCAGCAACGGUCGGAACUAGGCAGUCUACAACACCGUCGCCCAAGCUCCAUUAGGCACAAGUUCUUCUCAAUUAUGCGAAUGACAGAGCCGAUGUUAUGAGCCAGCGACAAUUCUCGUCGACCUCCGCGCAACGGCUGUCUGUUGCGGCUGAUCGUCGACUCCCGCGGAGGGUCUCAUCAGGCCUCUCCGUUUCCGGGCAGGCCGACGAUGAAUCAGCGGCAAACGCACAGAAUCCAGCGCUCGUUGAGGAGAUCAGGGAAAUCAAGCGAUAUGAAGACUUUACAACGAUAGACUGGGUCCAGGAUGCGGUCCAGGAGCUAUCCCGCAGACGGGCCAAGCGCAGGGAGGGGUCGGGCUUCUGGGACAAAGAAGGUACACUGGGAUGGAGGCGCAAAGUUAGAGAAUCCUACGAUGCCGGUCAGACAUGGCUGGUCGUUACGAUUGUGGGAGCAGCUAUUGGACUGAAUUCAGCGUUCCUCAAUAUCGUGACAGAGUGGCUAUCGGAUGUCAAGCUCGGCUACUGUACCAGCGCAUUCUAUUUGAAUGAACAGUUCUGUUGCUGGGGUUCAGAAAAUGGCUGUCCCGAAUGGAGACAUUGGAGCUCCAUCGGGUUUCUAAAUUAUAUCGCGUACUUUAUCUUCGCGGUCCUAUUCGCCUUUGUAUCCGCUACCCUGGUCAAAUCUUUCGCCCCUUAUGCGGCCGGUUCUGGUAUAUCGGAAAUCAAGUGCAUCAUUGCGGGCUUCGUAAUGAAAGGUUUCCUAGGGGCAUGGACACUGCUGAUAAAGUCCAUCGGAUUGCCUUUGGCAAUAGCAUCUGGACUCUCCGUUGGAAAGGAAGGACCAAGCGUCCACUUCGCAGUUUGCACUGGAAAUGUUAUAUCUCGAGCUUUUAGCAAAUACAGACUAAACGCCGCGAAGACGAGAGAAAUCCUCACGGCUACAGCUGCGGCUGGUGUGGCUGUUGCGUUUGGCAGUCCGAUAGGUGGUGUGCUAUUUUCAUUAGAGGAGAUGGCGUCCUAUUUCCCACUGAAGACUUUAUGGCGAAGUUAUUUCUGUGCUCUUGUCGCAACCGGGGUACUAGCGUUGAUGAACCCUUUCAGAACGGGCCAGUUGGUCAUGUUUCAGGUUCAAUACGACCGUACAUGGCACUUCUUUGAGCUUAUCUUCUUCAUCUUGAUUGCAAUUUUCGGUGGCUUGUAUGGAGCUUUUGCGAUAAAAUGGAACUUACGAGCGCAGGCGUUUCGAAAGAAAUAUCUCUCACAGUAUCCCGUCGUCGAAGCCACGGUUCUAGCAGGCCUUACUGCGCUCGUCUGUUAUCCAAAUAUGUUUCUCAGGAUAAACAUGACGGAAAUGAUGGAGAUCCUGUUCCGCGAAUGCGAGGGGGGUCACAACUAUCAUGGGCUUUGCGAUGCCAACAAUCGGUGGUCGAUGGCUUUCUCUCUAGCAAUUGCUACUGUCCUUCGUAUCCUCCUUGUCAUCAUAUCAUACGGCUGCAAGGUGCCUGCUGGAAUCUUUGUGCCAUCGAUGGCAAUAGGCGCGACUUUUGGCCGGAUGAUCGGAAUCUUUGUCCAGGCUUUACAUGAAUCAUUCCCAAACUCAAAGUUCUUCUCCGCUUGCGACCCCGAUGUGCCGUGUAUCACCCCUGGCACUUAUGCCUUUCUUGGUGCAGCAGCAGCUCUAAGUGGCAUUAUGCAUCUUACAGUCUCUGUUACUGUAAUCAUGUUCGAAUUGACGGGGGCGUUGACUUACAUUCUCCCUACUAUGAUCGUCGUCGGUGUCACCAAGGCAGUUGGAGAUCGCUUUGGCAAAGGAGGAAUAGCAGAUCGGAUGAUCUGGUUUAACGGCUUUCCCUUUCUGGACAAUAAAGAAGAUCAUGUCUUCAACGUCCCAGUAUCACACGCAAUGACUAGCAACCCGCUGUCGCUACCAGUCUCCGGCUUCCCUCUUCGAGAAGCCGAGCACCUGCUUAAUGAUAACAAAUUCCAGGGCUUUCCUAUUGUCGAGGACCGUACUAGCAAAGUUCUGUUAGGGUAUAUUGGACGAACGGAAUUGAGAUUCGCCAUUGAAAAGGCAAAACGUGAAGGACUGGUAUCCCGAAACACGAAGUGCGUGUUCUCAAAGCAAGCUGCGGAGGAAGCUGUUGCGCAUAGAGCUGAGCACCAGGCUCCGGUUACGUUUGAUGAUAUUGAGACUUCGGCCGGCGCGCCAAUCAUCGACUUCAGUCGCUACGUGGACCAUACUCCCCUGUCCGUCCAUCCUCGGCUCCCGCUAGAAACGGUGAUGGAACUCUUCAAGAAAAUGGGUCCUCGUGUUAUCUUGGUCGAGCACCGCGGCCGUCUCAGCGGACUCGUGACCGUCAAGGAUUGCCUGAAAUACCAGUUCAAAGUGGAAGCCGAAGAACACGCCGUUGCUGCUACCAAUCCAUCCUGGCUCGGUGCUUCUGGCAUCAAUAAUCAACCAGACAGUGCCGGCACGCUGGAAGAGAGGAUAUGGAACUCCUUCCUGUGGAUUGGUACGAAACUGGGGCUAUCAUCUUCGCGUGUCCGCUUGGAAUCGAGACCGAGAAGGCCACCGGGCAGAACACAGUCAUCGUCACGAAUCCUGGAUGGGACAGAACAGGACGAACCGAGGAUUGAACUGACAGAAAGAUAGGUGGUAUUAUCGCUUUCUAUGAUACCUUAUUCAAUGUUGCAUGUUAUCAAUGAGUGACGUCCCCAUUUUAUUCUUCUCUAUGUCAUCAACAUUUGGAUGGUUUGAAAAAUAUUAGAUUCGAGAAAUUAGAUAUCAAGGCCGGUUCGCAUCGGCUCCCACUAGCUGCGAAAUCAACUUUCAAUA
Molecule: messenger RNA, 2905 nt
Organism: Paecilomyces variotii
Lineage: Eukaryota; Fungi; Ascomycota; Eurotiomycetes; Eurotiales; Thermoascaceae
Product: putative voltage-gated chloride channel
Exons: 7
Coding region: 167-2722 (851 amino acids)
Biological process (GO): transmembrane transport; intracellular copper ion homeostasis; intracellular iron ion homeostasis
Cellular component (GO): endoplasmic reticulum; fungal-type vacuole; early endosome
Molecular function (GO): voltage-gated chloride channel activity
Source: RefSeq, a predicted model, not a curated record